AUGGCUUAUGUGGCCUUGUCCAGAGCUCGCAAACUGCGCACUGUUCACUUAAUUGAUCUUGAUCCAUCGAGUUUGAUCAUGUGCGAUUCCAGCGCUUGGAAAGAAUACAACUAUUUGAGAGAGCACAUUAAUAUGGAGCCACUUCCAUUGUGUAACGUGAGGCUUAAAAUUAUUAAACUGGCUAAAAAGGCGACUAAGAAGAGUAAAGUUGCCUUUAAUAUGGACAGUGAAAUCAUCAGCUUGCCGAAAUCGAAAAAGGCUAGAAUUGAGAACACGGUUGCAAAGCCGUACAUCUCGCUAGUGCGUUUUUUUUUUGUGAACAGCACGAUACAGGUUAUCCGCCAGCUGCCUUUGUUGGCCAAAUACAUGCAGUCCAGAAAUGAUAUUGUCAUUCGUGAAAUUCACGAUAUUACAUCUUCAUCUGGAACUAAAUCGGUAGCCAACUCGAGAAAUAUUAUCGGCAGCAGGUUUAACAAUGGUACACAGCAGUGUGCGCAUGAUUUUUGGAAGCACAUUUAUCAUUUUCUGCUUGAAAAUGUUAAACAAACGUUCAUGUUUGAGAAUGCAUUGCUCAGGUGCACCAGAAAACACGAGGCCAAAUGCCCCAAAUUACAAAAUAAUGAGUGUGAUUGUGCAUCGACCAACGGCUGUGACACUUCCACGAAUACGACCGAUCUCAAGUCUGAUCUGACGCUGAAUCUUAUUAGUGUUCGGCAACAGUUUAAGAGCUUGCUCAAAAAUGAGGCUUCGAUUAUCAGGAGGUGCAGUCUGUGUGGCAUUGACACCGAGCACACCGGUAUAGUGAGCUACAUGUUCCCAAGCACUAUGCGUUACCUGGUUGUUUAUUUGAACAGAUUAAAAUAUAUAGACAAUCAGAUGGUCAGGAUUAAUUCGGAGUUGAUAAAUUAUUCUCCAAAUAAGCAGAACAUUUACGACCAGAGAUUUCGAUUAAUCAGCUCAGUGUUGCACACGUUGGCUAGUGCGGACUCCGGCCACUACACCAGCAUCGUUCGCAACCAGGACAAAUGGGACAUCAUUUGA
Molecule: messenger RNA, 1041 nt
Organism: Octopus bimaculoides (California two-spot octopus)
Lineage: Eukaryota; Metazoa; Mollusca; Cephalopoda; Octopoda; Octopodidae
Source: RefSeq, a predicted model, not a curated record